CAGUAAAUGGCAGCUUCAGCAGAAUGACACCGAUGAUGUAAUAGAGUGAGGGAGAUGAUGAUGGUGAUACAGGAAGACCGGUUGUCAGCUUUGUAAGUCAUCGGCUACAGCCACAGCAACCCCCGCCAGCCCAGGAAGCUUCUUCCAGAAGCAGGCCCUGAACAAGAUGCAUGUUCCUACUUCAGUCUCUGGAAGAUCUGGACACAAGUUUGAGGAAACUGAACUCCCGCCUGUUUGUCGUCCGGGGACAGCCAGCCGAUGUGUUCCCAAGGCUUUUCAAGGAAUGGGGGGUGACACGCUUGACUUUUGAAUAUGACUCCGAGCCCUUUGGGAAAGAACGAGAUGCAGCCAUCAUGAAGAUGGCCAAGGAGGCUGGUGUGGAGGUGGUGACCGAGAAUUCGCAUACCCUCUAUGACCUGGACAGGAUCAUUGAGCUGAAUGGGCAGAAGCCACCCCUGACCUACAAGCGCUUUCAGGCCAUCAUCAGUCGCAUGGAACUGCCCAAGAAACCAGUGGGCUCAGUGACCAGCCAGCAGAUGGAGAGCUGCAGGGCCGAGAUCCAGGAGAACCAUGACGAAACCUAUGGUGUACCCUCCCUGGAGGAGCUGGGAUUCCCCACUGAAGGACUUGGCCCAGCUGUCUGGCAAGGAGGAGAGACAGAAGCUCUGGCCCGCCUGGAUAAGCAUUUGGAACGGAAGGCCUGGGUUGCCAACUAUGAGAGGCCCCGGAUGAACGCCAACUCCCUGCUGGCCAGCCCCACGGGCCUCAGUCCCUACCUGCGCUUCGGGUGCCUCUCCUGCCGCCUCUUCUACUACCGCCUGUGGGACCUAUAUAAGAAGGUGAAGCGGAACAGCACGCCCCCUCUCUCCCUAUUUGGGCAACUCCUAUGGCGAGAGUUCUUCUACACAGCGGCCACCAACAACCCCAGGUUUGACCGCAUGGAGGGGAACCCCAUCUGCAUCCAGAUCCCCUGGGACCGCAACCCUGAGGCCCUGGCCAAGUGGGCCGAGGGCAAGACGGGCUUCCCUUGGAUUGACGCCAUCAUGACCCAACUGAGGCAGGAGGGCUGGAUCCACCACCUGGCCCGGCAUGCCGUGGCCUGCUUCCUCACCCGCGGGGACCUCUGGGUCAGCUGGGAGAGCGGGGUCCGGGUAUUUGAUGAGCUACUCCUGGACGCAGAUUUCAGCGUGAAUUCAGGCAGCUGGAUGUGGCUGUCCUGCAGUGCUUUCUUCCAACAGUUCUUCCACUGCUACUGCCCUGUGGGCUUCGGCCGCCGCACAGACCCCAGUGGAGACUACAUCAGGCGAUACCUGCCCAAAUUGAAAGGGUUCCCCUCUCGAUACAUCUAUGAGCCCUGGAAUGCCCCAGAGUCGAUUCAGAAGGCAGCCAAAUGCAUCAUUGGUGUGGACUACCCACGGCCCAUCGUCAACCAUGCCGAGACCAGCCGGCUCAACAUUGAACGGAUGAAGCAGAUUUACCAGCAGCUGUCACGCUACCGGGGACUCUGUCUACUGGCAUCUGUCCCUUCCUGCGUAGAAGACCUCAAUCACCCCGUGGCAGAGCCCAGCUCAAGCCAGGCUGGGAGCAUGAGCAGCACAGGCCCAAGACCACUACCCAGUGGUCCAGCAUCCCCCAAACGCAAGCUGGAAGCAGCCGAGGAGCCACCUGGUGAAGAACUCAGCAAACGGGCCAGGGUGACAGAGUUGCCCACCCCAGAGCUGCCAAGCAAGGAUGCCUGAGACUGCAGAGCCCUGCUCCGGGAGCAAAGCCUGGGUGCCUGAGCAGCCGCCACGGCAGCAGAGCACAACCUGCAGAGAAGCUGAUCACUGACAGACAUAGAGCGAAUAUGUGUGCGUGUAUGUGCGCGUGUGCCAAGAGAGGAAUGGUGUGCCUGUUUGCGUGUGCAUGCAUCUGUUUACACUCUCGUGAUUCUGAAAGUUCCCUGGGUUGGAGGAGUACCUGUAGCACACUUCACUGCCAGUGCUGUUCUCUGGCCUCCACACACAAAGCUAGAGGUCAUGGCAGUGAUUUUCAGCCAAGAGCUGUCCCUACAAGCCAGCUGCCUUGUCUGAAUAGUACAUAGUGGUAGGACCCUAGCUGGGAUUCUGGCACGUGUCUCCCUAGACCUCCCUCCCUCCUCACAUCAGACUGAGAGCAGGAGGGCAACAGUUUUGGCUCUUGUUCAAAGCACGGGAUUCUAGAGGCAGCCAGAGUCCUGCUGAGUUCCUGUUUUCUGACCCGGAGGCUGUGCGUAGUGGAUGGAUGCUGUCCAGACUUAGCCACCUGGUCUUGCUUCUUUGUUUCUUAUUUUAAAAUUUUCUGCCACUGGCUCCUCCAGACCCUUCUUUGGGCGUCUGGGACUGAGCACAAGACUGUAGACAGAUCUGAGAAGUUGCGGCCACCAUAUAGAAGUAUACCCAGUACCUUACUAGUGUGGUAUAUGCCCAGGACUGUAGAUAGUGGCCUCAGGCAGCACAUCCACCUUCUCAGGGCUUAGAACCUACGGUUAAGAAUAGAAUCCCAGUUCUCACUGUUCCUUUCCCAGAAGCCAAGAGCCAGCCUCAGAGCCUGCCCAGAGGCUGUGGAGCAGCCAGGGUCAGACUUGGUCCCUCUGCCAGGAGACCAGGGCCCAGGUAGCCUUAGGCCCUCUGGCUCCUCUGGCCACACUCCAAGGCACCACAGUGCUGCCAGUGAGGACAACUGACACCCAGCCAGGAAAGCCAUUCCAGUCUUUGUUCUAUAGGCUUCCAGGGCCUGCCCUGAACUAGUCAGCAUCCAAACUGCCACAUCAGCUACCCCAGUCACUGGGCUCUAAGGACUCCAGCAGAGGGAGGGAUGCAGGGCAGGGCAGGCCAGGGGCAGUUGGCAAAAGUCCAGGUGGAGAUCACACACAGCACACCAUCCCUUCCAGAAGCAGUAGGUGGGAGGUUUGACCCAGAGAAGCCAAGCCUUGCAUUCCAGGAAUGGCCUGUGCCUCCCACCUCUCCCUUCCCACUGUCAAAGGCCUGUGUUGAGAAAGACAUAAUGAAAAGAAGGUCUGUGUGGUCAACUGGAGCAAGUCUUCCUUCCACCCUGUGGCCUGCACUUGAGCCACAAAGAGUGUGUGUGUAUGUGUUGUGUGUACAUGUGUGUGUACGUGUGUAUGUAGCCAAGAGGGUAAUUCCUAUUGGGAUUUUGUCCUCACAUGUAACGUUAAGCUGGCCUCUGGGCCUUUUCCUUUCUACCUCCCCUGUGACCUUUCCUAGCCUCAGAGCUGUCCCUCACUGUCCUCUGUUCUCGGACCAGAACCAUAGGGUCAGGCCCCUAUCUCCCACAGCUGUCCAGCACCUUGACAGGCUUCUUCCUGAGAUGUCCUCAGGUUUUCUCAGCCAGAGAGCUGCCUUUAGAGUCCAUGAUGUUGUAUGUAUGUCACCCUCCCUAGAAAUGUCCAGUAGUCACGUGGGGGGAGCAGGGCACGGGUGAUGGUGUGUAAUCAGAGCAGUGACUCGGGGGCUUCCCUGUUCCCUGGGAAGCCAGGAGGAAAGAGAAUGGGGAGCUUUUGCCAGAAGGAGAGUAGAAUGAACCUGCAGGGCAAGUCUGGGAAACUGAGAAGGCCAGAGGCUGAGGGCCAGAUUCAGUAUUCGUUAGCAGUUAGUAUCUGCCUAUUUGAUGAUGGCUCUCUUCCCUAAGGUACAAAUUGGCAGGACCACCUCCCCCUUCUCCACCGUCCCUGGCAUGCUGGCCUGUUCCCAGGACAACCUGCCAGUGGAGUGGGGCAGUGCACUCCCAGAGCCAGGAGGGGAAGCACAGGAGAAGGUGUAUCCAGUGGCCUGGAGCUCCACAAUAGCUUCAUGCCUCCCUUUUCCUAGCCCAGGUGGCCCUGGGGGCUGCCACAGAGCAGUGCCCCAAAUCCUGACCCAAGGGCCAGCUUGGGGAAGAGAUGGUCGCAGGCAAAAUGCACUUUAUAGAGAUUUUCUAUUGCUGGGAAGGUAUGUUUCUCCCACGGUUUGUUUGUUAAUAUUCACUUGUUUUAUAAACGUCUGAUCCUGUCUGAGUAAA
Microcebus murinus (gray mouse lemur) is the source of this 4038-nucleotide messenger RNA. NCBI's taxonomy places the organism in Eukaryota, Metazoa, Chordata, Mammalia, Primates, Cheirogaleidae. The record is from RefSeq and is a predicted model, not a curated record.